This is a messenger RNA of Cygnus olor (mute swan), 2359 nucleotides long. RefSeq names its product tropomodulin-2. The record is from RefSeq and is a predicted model, not a curated record. The transcript is spliced from 10 exons. The coding region runs from base 564 to 1619 and encodes 351 amino acids. Gene Ontology annotation, cellular component: myofibril; striated muscle thin filament. Gene Ontology annotation, biological process: muscle contraction; pointed-end actin filament capping; myofibril assembly. Lineage: Eukaryota; Metazoa; Chordata; Aves; Anseriformes; Anatidae. Gene Ontology annotation, molecular function: tropomyosin binding.
GUUACAUGACGGAGCGAUGCGAUAAAAGAGGGAAAGAAGGCGUUGUUCUACACGCCCGCGAGCCGCCCGCCCGGGUCUUUUGUGUGUCAGAGCCGUUGUGGGCGCUCUGGUCAGCCCCGGUGCGGGACCGUCGGGAGCCCCUCUGCUCAUACACGGGGCUUGGCUCUGGUGGAAGCUUUGAGGGAAUUUCUCUUGCCAGGGGAAAAAAGCAGUCGUUGAGCAAUGGGAAAUGUGGAGAGAAAUCUGAGGAGCACAGCAAUGGAACAUAAAUGAAAACUGGUUAGAUGCGUGUGGCUACCCUAUGAUAAGGAAUAAUAAACUUACGAGAAAACACUGCAACGUCAUUAGGGAUGAAACAAAUUCAGAAAGGUAACAAUAUCAAAUAUCAAUUAAAAAUAAUUGGAAGCAAGGUAUUUUGCUACCAUGAGUGAUGCGCUGCGUACAUCUCUGCUUUUGAAAACAUUUGGCAGAGGGAGUCCUUCGUGAGUGAAACCGCAAGAAGCUCCAUACUCCUGCAUGGUUGAAAUCCUGAGAAGUGUCAGCUGAGCAGUGCAGCAGGAGCCAUGUCUCUGCCUUUCCGAAAAGAGCUGGAGAAAUACAAGAAUAUCAAUGAAGACGAAAUACUCAGCAAACUCUCGGAGGAUGAACUGAAACAGCUAGAGCAUGUUCUUGACGACCUUGAUCCUGAGAACGCCUUGCUUCCAGCCGGAUUUCGGCAGAAGGACCAGACCACUAAAUCCGCCACGGGUCCCUUCGACAGAGAACGCCUGCUUUCGUACUUGGAGAAGCAAGCGCUUGAGCACAAGGACAGGGAAGACUUUGUGCCAUUUACAGGGGAGAAGAAAGGAAAAAUAUUUAUCCCUAAAGAAAAGCCCAUAGAAACUCGUACAGAAGAGAAAGUGACCCUGGAUCCAGAACUAGAAGAAGCCCUGGCCAGCGCCUCAGACACCGAGCUCUACGACCUUGCAGCUGUUCUUGGAGUGCACAACAUGGUCAACAACCCUAAAUUCGAUGAAGGAGGAGCCCGCAGUAAAGAUGGAAAAGAAAUUGUGAGAAAUGUGGUCAAAGGUGAAAAGGUCAAGCCCAUUUUUGAGGAGCCACCUAAUCCCACCAACGUGGAAGCAAGUUUACAAAGGAUAAAAGCAAAUGAUCCUAGUCUCACAGAAAUUAACCUGAACAACAUAAAGAACAUCCCUAUUCCAACACUGAAAGAAUUUGCAAAAGCUUUGGAAAGCAACACACACGUGAAGACAUUCAGCCUUGCAGCUACUCGAAGCAAUGACCCCGUAGCUAUUGCAUUUGCAGAUAUGCUGAAAGUGAACAAAACAUUGAAGAGUCUGAAUGUAGAAUCCAAUUUCAUCACUGGGACCGGUAUUUUGGCACUGAUUGAUGCACUGAAGGAGAACGAAUCCCUGACAGAGAUCAAAAUUGACAACCAGAGGCAGCAGCUGGGGACGGCUGUAGAGAUGGAGAUUGCCAAGAUGCUGGAGGAGAACUCCAAGAUUCUCAAGUUUGGGUACCAGUUCACAAAGCAGGGCCCAAGAACCAGGGUAGCAGCAGCGAUCACUAAAAACAACGAUCUAGUUCGCAAGAAGCGAGUGGAGGCAGAGCGGCAGUAGCCACGCCACGGCCGAUGCAAGGCAAGACCGGAGCCUGCCAGCAGCUGCACUCUCAGAGCGUUCACUGGUCAGAAGGCAAGACACUGGAAAACCAUUGCAAUGGGAGUUGCUUGUUUCUGUUAAUGUUUCCUCUUAACCUUGAAAAUGCAACCUGAUCACUUUUAACUUCCAUAGUUAAUUUAAUUCUUAUGAAAGAUUAAUAGUUGGUUUGAAUUUAAUGAAAGUUUCACAAUAUCUGAAACCAAUAUGCAGAAUCUUAACUGUGUUACUGAGCAUAACGUAUAGUGACAUUGACCCUUACUUUAGACACUUCCAUGUGUUAAAAUAUGAUCUCAUGUAUGGAUAAGGGAUCCUCUGCUGAAAAUAGAAACUUUAGGGCCAAGUCCUGCAAUGCCUUAUGUUUGCAAAUAAUCAAUCCUUACUUCUGUGUGUACAGUCCUGCUGAACUGAGUCCUGCAAUGUGAUGCUCCUAGGAGUAGAACUAGUAACGCCACCACAGGUUUGUGGGGUCUCACCCCAAGCCCCUCUCCUGCAGCAGGACCUGGGCAGGGGGACGGUGCCGAACAGCACCCUGCUGCAGGGCUUCACGCGUCCCGGUCCAAGUGAAGGAUCACACCGAGGUAUACCAACGUUGUCAAAGCAUACUUGUUUACAUAAGCUUAGGUGGAUCGUUUUACAAUGUUACACUGGCAUUUGCUAUCUUUACCCCAGAGAGUAAAGUAAUGGUAGUGCUGCCAAUC